AAUAUUUUUCCUCUGCCAUGUUUCUGUAGCAGCUUCUCUUCGCCGCUUGCGAGCUCCUCCUCUACGCUCUAAGACUUCAAAUUUUUUAGCUUUUACAAGAUCGCACCAGAUGCCUUGAGCGCCGGUUAACCUCCGCCCUCACAAACGAAGUCAAUCUGAAACUCUAUUUCUUCGACGGGCAUGGCGUCUCCUUCUCUCCUACCGGCUUCCGAGAGUUUCGGUGAACUUCGAAGUACGACACUCAGUGCUCCUUUUGAUAUUUCUUGCAAAUCGGACUGUGAAGUUGGGGUUUUUAGUUUACAGACUCAAUACAAGAAAAGAAGAUUAUCUCCAAACAAUGAUGAUGUAUCAUGUGAGAUUUCAAGAGAGAUUGAAUCUUCAUUACCAACAUUGUGCUCAACAGAUUAUUAUAUGGAACCUUCCUUGACUGAUUUGGUUGCCCAUGAACUUAUUGAUCCUGGAUAUUGUAGACGAGUUCCGGAUUUUAUUGUUGGUAGAUUAGGUUUUGGAUGUGUUAAGUUUCUUGGAACGACUGAUCUUAGGUGGCUGGACUUGGAUAAGAUUGUGAAAUUUCGUAGGCAUGAAAUAGUUGUAUAUGAAGAUGAUAGUGAUAAGCCUCAAGUUGGUCAGGGUCUUAACAAGACUGCUGAAGUGACUUUGAAUUUGCAAAUAAGAUUGUCUGAUUUAAAUAAGAGGCAGCUCAAUAAUGCUGUGAAGAAAUUGAAGGAGAGUGCAGCGAGGCAGGGAGCUUAUUUUAUAUCAUUCCAUCCAGAAAAUGGUCAGUGGAAAUUUUUAGUUAACCACUUUAGCAGAUUUGGAUUAAGUGAUGAUGAGGAGGAAGAUAUUGCAAUGGAUGAUGUUGUAGCAGUUGAAGAACCCAUUGAAAUGGGUGGGACUCCUGAGACAAAUGAAGAAACCCAAGUAGAAUUAGAUCCAACUGGACCUAUGCUUUAUCAUUCUCUUCCUGCACAUCUUGGCCUUGAUCCUGUAAAAAUGAAAGAGAUGAGAAUGUUGAUGUUUCCUGUUGAAGAAGAAGAGGAGGUUGAGCAUUUCAAUGGUCCUUCAAGGCAGAAAUUGUCCUCUGGUAAAGAACAUAUAAAGCAUUCUUUGCACAAUUCCUCUCAGAAGAUAAGCCAGAGAUCUAACACUCCUGUUAUGAGGAAAAUGCCACUGGCUCUGCUUGAUUACAGACCUAGUAGUUUUAAUUCCAGUUCCCCGGGUGCCAUUUUGAUGGCCCAGCAAAAUAAGGGCCUGCCUUUAAAGACAGUAAAAGGAGAAGGAUUUAAACUGAACCUUGAGCAUGAGACACCAAUGACUGGAAGCUAUUCUCGCAACAUAGUUGAUGCUGGUUUGUUCAUGGGUAGGUCAUUUCGUGUGGGGUGGGGUCCAAAUGGGGUCCUUGUUCACUCUGGUGCUCCAGUUGGAUGUAAUGGAACUCAGAGGCUAUUAUCUUCUGUAAUUAAUGUUGAGAAGGUUGCAUUUGACAGAGUGGUGAGAGAUGAAGAUAACAAAGCUAGUAAGGAUCUAGUUGAGUUUGCUUUUGACUGUCCUUUGAAUCUUCACAAGACUAUAAAUCAUGAAACAAAAGAAGUUGAGGUGGGAUCCUUUAAACUAAAGCUUCAAAAAGUUGUCUCUAAUCGCAAAAUGCUUUCAGAGAUUUGUCGGAGUUAUAUAGACAUCAUUGAGAGGCAGUUGGAGGUUCCUCGGUUAUCAUCACCAGCACGGUUGGUUUUGAUGCAUCAAGUUAUGGUCUGGGAAUUGAUAAAAGUUCUUUUUUCUGAAAGGGAAAAUAGUGGACAGUCGAAAUCUAUGGGUGCUGACAAUGAGGAGGAUAUGAUGCAGGAUAUAAAGGAAGGUUCUUUGGAAAUUGACCAGGAAUCACUUCCUCUUAUCCGAAGAGCAGAGUUUAGUUGUUGGUUGCAAGAAAGUGUUUGCCACCGUGUCCAAGAGGAAGUGAGCUCUUUGAGUGAAUCCAGUCAUCUUGAACACAUUCUCUUACUCAUGACUGGGCGACAACUGGAUGGAGCUGUGGAAAUAGCCGUCUCUAGAGGAGAUGUUAGACUGGCUUGUUUGUUAGGUCAAGCUGGUGGGUCCAUGGUGAACCGCACUGAUGUUGCACGGCAGCUUGAUCUUUGGAGGAACAAUGGACUAGACUUCAAUUUCAUUGAGAAGGAAAGAAUAAGGCUGUAUGAGUUGGUUUCUGGUAAUAUACAUAAUGCAUUGGAUGGUGUUAAGAUUGACUGGAAGAGGUUCUUAGGUUUAUUGAUGUGGUAUCGCUUAGCAUCUCAGACAUCUUUGCCCAUUAUUUUUCAAACUUAUCAGCAUCUUCUCAAUGAUGGUAAGGCUCCAUAUCCCCUGCCCAUUUACAUUGAUGAAGGACCAGCAGAGGAGGCUGUUAAUUUCUCAGGGAGACACUUUGACCUCUCAUAUUAUCUUAUGCUUCUUCAUGCCAAAGGAGAUGGUGAAAUUGGCUAUCUAAAGACCAUGUUCAGUGCCUUCUCUUCAACAAAUGACCCACUUGACUACCAUAUGAUCUGGCAUCAGCGAGCCAUAUUGGAAGCUGUUGGCAUUUUGACUUCUAACAAUCUUCAAGUUCUUGACAUUGGACUUGUUUCCCAGCUUCUAUGUAUUGGGCAAUGCCAUUGGGCAAUCUAUGUGGUCCUUCACAUGCCUUACCGUGAUGAUUAUCCAUAUCUCCAAGCUACAGUUAUUCGGGAAAUUUUAUUUCAGUACUGUGAAAUUUGGAGUUUAGAUGAAUCACAACGCCAAUUUAUUGAGAACCUCGACAUUCCACGAGCAUGGUUGCAUGAAGCUAUGGCUGUUUACUUCAAUUACCAUGGGAAUCUCUUGAAGGCCCUCGAACAUUAUCUUGAAUGUGAAAAUUGGCAAAAGGCUCAUUCGAUUUUCAUAACCUCAGUCGCCCAUACAUUGUUUUUAUCAGCCAAUCAUUCCGAGAUAUGGAGGCUUACAACUUCAAUGGAGGACCACAAAUCUGAACUUGAAAAUUGGGACUUGGGAGCUGGAAUUUAUUUAUCGUUCUAUUUGAUACGAAGUUCAUUUCAGGAAGGCUACAAUAAUACAAGUGAACUGGAUUCUUUUGAGAGCAAAAAUUCUGCCUGCAGAGACUUCCUAAGUCAUCUGAAUGAAUCUUUGGAGGUUUUUGGUGACCGUUUACCAGUUGAUGCAAGAGUAGCAUACUCGAAAAUGGCAGAGGAGAUAAGUGAAAUGCUUCUACAUUAUGCCUGUGAGGGCUCAACACGGGAUGCUCAGUUAAGUUGCUUUGACACAAUAUUUGGUGCUCCAGUUCCUGAAGACCUCCGCUCAAAUUAUCUGCAGGAUGCUGUCUCUCUCUUUACAUGUUAUCUUUCAGAGAUGGCUGCUUAGUCUUCUGCCGGAUGGUGAUAACCUUUAUAUAUAUAUAUAUAUAUGUAUGUAUGUAUACGGCAUGGAAAAGAGCAGCAUUGCCAUUGCAAAACUUACUCUUGUAACCAUUUCUGAUACUUCUUUAGUGGAAUGGAAAUAGACAUUGAUUGAGUUGAA
Molecule: messenger RNA, 3540 nt
Organism: Ricinus communis (castor bean)
Lineage: Eukaryota; Viridiplantae; Streptophyta; Magnoliopsida; Malpighiales; Euphorbiaceae
Product: nuclear pore complex protein NUP96
Exons: 6
Coding region: 181-3384 (1067 amino acids)
Biological process (GO): nucleocytoplasmic transport
Cellular component (GO): nuclear pore
Molecular function (GO): structural constituent of nuclear pore
Source: RefSeq, a predicted model, not a curated record